Molecule: messenger RNA, 2877 nt
Organism: Syngnathus acus (greater pipefish)
Lineage: Eukaryota; Metazoa; Chordata; Actinopteri; Syngnathiformes; Syngnathidae
Gene: e2f2
Product: E2F transcription factor 2
Exons: 6
Coding region: 411-1751 (446 amino acids)
Biological process (GO): regulation of transcription by RNA polymerase II
Cellular component (GO): RNA polymerase II transcription regulator complex
Molecular function (GO): protein dimerization activity; RNA polymerase II cis-regulatory region sequence-specific DNA binding; DNA-binding transcription factor activity, RNA polymerase II-specific
Source: RefSeq, a predicted model, not a curated record
GACUUGUUCUUGUUGAAUGGAGAAGGGAGCCUGGUGACUUCGGGGCGGAUUGGGUCACACUCUCAGCAAAGAAGGGGUGAAAAAAAAAAAAAAAAGCCGGAAGCACAGUCCUGCAAACCCUCGGAUAUCUUUUGUGCGAACCCGUGGAACUUGAAACACACUUUGGCGAACUUAUUUGUGCGUUGUACGCAAUGUUUGGUGACUUGCGAGGUGUAUUUCUGUACACUUAUCAGGCUUCGUUCGCCUUUUGACUGACGUCACCGCUCGGACCCAACCCGUUGUCGUGUGUUGCGUGUAUACUUUGCAUGUUAUUUGACUUUUAGAACUUGUAUUAAGUGUAAACCUUGCAUUUUUAUAGUUUCAUUUUAUUGUUCGAUUAUUUAUUUGAAACGGGUCCUCCUUGCGGUACAAUGAUGCGCCUGCCCAAAGGCGUUUCUCCGGCGUCGGGACUGCCGUGCAGUCAACCCAAGAUGAAGCUCCUGGCCGGUGAGUUCUUCAGCACCGGCUUGUCCAGCCCGCCCUUGAGCACGGUACCGGUGGGCUACUUCAGCCAGAUCUGCCCCAACACCGCCGCGGCGGAACAAAGAGCGCACAGCCUCUACUCGACCCCCCACGGACCCGAUCAGAAGCCCAUCAGAUCGACUACCGGACGGCUGCCGGCUAAAAGGAAGUUGGAUCUUGAAGACCCAGUUUUCCUCCCUGAGUUCCGCACCCCAAAAGGCAAAGGCGGCUUUGCGGCGAGUCCAAGAAGUAAGAACUUAACACGGUCCAUUUUUUAUUUGAGGGUACUAAAGAGUGUUUGCCUUUCAGCUCCAAAGUCGCCAGGUGAGCGGACGAGGUAUGACACCUCGCUGGGUCUGCUGACCAAGAAGUUUGUGGGCCUCAUUGCCAAGUCCCCUGAUGGCGUCCUGGACCUGAACUGGGCCACGGAGGUGCUGGAGGUCCAAAAGAGGAGGAUUUACGACAUCACCAAUGUCCUGGAAGGAGUCCAGCUCAUUCGGAAAAAGUCAAAGAAUAACAUUCAAUGGCUGGUUGGAGAUGUGUUUGAAGGCGGCACCAGCGGAGGAGCGAAGGCCCGAGCGCUGCAGAAAGAGCUCGGAGACCUGGAGCGAGCCGAGCGAUCGCUGGACGAGCUCAUCCACUCGACCGGCGCGCAGCUCAAACAGCUCACCGAGCACAAAGACAGCCAAAGGCUGGGCUACGUGACGUACCAGGACAUCCGCUCCAUCGGCAGCUUCCGAGAGGAGACGGUGAUCGCCAUCAAAGCUCCCUCCGAGACCAAGCUGGAGGUGCCAGACGCGGCGGGGGGCUCGUUACAGAUCUAUCUGAAGAGUAGUAAUGGUCCAAUAGAAGUCUACCUGUGUCCAGAGGAGGGUCUCGAAGACGCCAGUCCGGUUAAAAGUUUGGUUACACCAGAAAAGGCCACUGCAACACCGGCCAGCGCCAGCUGUGUCAAAGAAGAACCUGUUGAAGCGAGCAUUUCCACAGCGGCUGCUGCGACCUCCUCCUCAUCAUCAUCUGCCUCGCUGCUGGAUGUGGAGCAUCUGCUGGGUUUGCCCCCUAGCUUGCUGCAGAUGACCGAAGACCAGCUACCCGGCACGUCCUUCUCCACCGACCCCAGCGAAGGCGGCGGCGCUCCCUUUGUCAGCUUCUCCCCGAAUCUGGACCAUAGCGACUACCUGUGGAGCCUGGAGGACGGCGAGGGCGUGUCUGACUUUUUCAACACCUACGACCUCAAUGAUCUCUUGUAAAGAAGAAGAUGACAAUACGGAGUUAGCCCCGCCCCUCCAAAAAGUUGUGGAGUUGAUUUAUUCGUGGCGAAGUCCCACCAACAGGCCGGAAUAUUAGGUACACAUCUAAAAUUUCAUCGGUGGUCUUAUUAAAUUUGCAACAACUCUGCAGUUUAAAAAGGCCGUUUAAAUGAAAACAAAAUGAUGAAUAAUAAUAAUUGGUUUCUCAUUGCAUUUCUAAUUUUGAUAAUCAAUGGACAAUUAAAAAAAAAGUCAUUGAUAAGGAACCUCAAUUUAAUUGGCCUUAUUUUGGCAUCAAAAUAGCAUUAUUGUUUUUUAAUAUCAGAAAUAUGUCCAAAACGGAUCUGAAUCAAUCAUUACAUAGAAUUGAUGAAACAGAAAGAAGAGUUGUAUUAUGUGUUUCACUCAGGAAUUUUCUUUGCCUCCAAACGUCUUGGCAGCCUUUGGCCCACAGGGGGCAGCAUUGUUGUGUGUUAGCUUUAAUUGCCCCUUUGUGAUGCUUUACAGCAGGUUUGAAUCAUUGGAAAGGACGUAAGCUAAAGCCAUAAUACAGCCCACAAAAGGUCAUCUGCAGUCUUUUUGUUAGCAAUGUGAAGUAUUUUCAACUAGUUUUUUUUAGAAGGUGCUGAAGUGUCAUUAAUGCCAAGCUAAUAAUAAGAUCAGGCACUCUUGCUUAUUUGGAAGCUUUGAUUCCAAAUUAGCACAAAUACUAUUGUAUUUCUGAGGAAGUCAUUUGUGUUUUCCAUGACUAUUUGUUAUUAUAAUAUUUGAUAUGUUGGGGCUUUUAGGAAUAAGCUAAUGGUCCUGUCCUAACAAAACUUGAAAGUGUGUUUGGGUGUGAUGUUUUUAUUUUUUUGCCAGCAUGGGCAAAUAAGUCUCAUCAAGUGUGUGCCUGAGUGAAUUUGUUUUAUUACCGGUUUUAUUUUUUUACUAUGUAGAUUCUGAGAAUUUGUAGUAAUUUCAAUCGGCAGUGAAUUAUAGUGUUGUACAUAGAGGAUUUUGUAUUUAUACCUAUUUUUGCUGAAUUGUUUUCAUACGGGCAUUUUUUUUUGUAUGACAUGCGGCACUUAAUAUUUUUGUAAUAAUGUGUUUGAAAAUGCGGAAAUAAAUAAAUAAUGAAGCCAUU